UUAUAGAUGACAAAAAUUUACCAACAUAUGAAUAAGAAGGAGCUUGACCAAAUCACUGAAUAUGAAAUCUAGAGCAAAAGAUGCAAGGCUCUUUUAGAGAUUCUUGAACAUAUCAAAUAUGGUUGCUUGACUUGGGAAAGUUUCUAUUUAAGAAGGGUUCUUUCUUUCUUGUCAAAUGCUCUCAAGUUUAAAUAUUAUUCUUAUAUAAAGAGUUAUAUAUGAAGCUGUAAACAUUCUUUUAGGAUUUGUGGGAUUUGUGCCAAUCAUUUCAUCAAGCAAUGGCUCUUAGAUCCAGUGUUUUCCUGCUAGCUCUAUGCAUUCAGUUUCUUGUUUCAACGGCAGAAACAAAUCCUCAGGAAUUUGCUGCUCUAAAGUCUCUCAACGAUCAGUGGCAGAACACGCCACCCAAUUGGGUUGGUGAUGAUCCUUGUGGCAGUUCUUGGCAAGGAAUUAGUUGUAUCAAUUCUAGUGUGAUCUCCAUAGUAUUAUCAGGCAUAGGCUUGAAAGGGAACCUGCCAGCAGACAUUCAGAAUUUACCAGAACUAACGAAGUUGGAUCUAUCUCAAAACAAAGGUUUGACAGGAACUCUCACACCAGCAAUUGGGAAUUUGAAAAAGCUUGUGAACCUAGUGCUUACAAAUUGUGGCUUCAGCGGCCUGAUUCCAGACACAUUAGGAUCUCUGACACAGCUGGUUACUUUAAAUUUAAAUUCUAAUAGCUUCAGUGGACCUAUACCAGCUUCAAUUGGCAAUCUUACCAAACUUGUGUUGCUGGAUUUAACUGACAACCAGCUUGAUGGAACAAUUCCGGUCUCUAAUGACAGUUCACCUGGAUUGGAUGGACUAGUAAACGCAUUGCACUUUCAUUUUGGAAGAAAUCUGCUUACAGGACCAGUCCCGCUUUCACUUUUCAGCUCAAAAAUGAAACUGAUACAUGUGCUUUUCGGAAACAACAACUUCACUGGCAGUAUCCCCAGUUCAUUAGAACAAGCGCAAAGCUUGCAGGUCAUACGUAUGGACAACAAUUUAUUUACUGGGACAGUCGGUUUGAAUUUCACUAAGUUUCCAAAUAUCACAACUAUACAUUUGUCCAAUAAUCAAUUGACUGGCCCUAUGCCUAAUCUUACUGGCGUUAGCAGCCUGCGCUAUGUGGACAUGAGCAACAACAGUUUUGAAGUUUCAACAAUUCCACCAUGGUUUUCAAGCUUGCAAUCUUUGACAACUUUAAUAAUGGAGAACACACAACUUCAGGGAUCAAUACCAGUUGAACUCUUCAGUCUUCCUCUGUUGCAGUCGGUGGUACUAAAGAACAACCAGCUCAAUGGAACCUUAGAUAUCGGUUCAAGCUACGGAAGUGAGUUGCAACUCAUUGAUUUGCAGAGCAAUUUCAUAGAUUCUGUGGAAGCAAGCGGAUACAAUAAGACAUUAGAUCUUCUGAAUAAUCCAGUUUGUGAGAACUCAGAAGAAAAUAACUGCUCGCAAGUUUCAAGCUCUUCACCUUCCACACCAACAAACGCUUGUGAGACCUGUUCAUCGCCACCAAUCACCGGAACCUUAUACUUUAGAUCCUUUACCUUCUCAAACUGGGACAACGAAAGUUACUACAAUGAUGUCAGAGACAAGUUCAUGAGCUCUUUUAAAGCAUUAAAUCUUCCUGUACAGUCAAUGUCAGUGACCUUCCAGGUCGUGUCUGGGGAUGAAUACCUAGCACUUGAGGUGCUAGUCUAUCCAUCUGGAAAUGGUCUUCUCGACAGAACAAAUUUUUCCCUCAUCGUCUCUCAGCUAAACAACAUAAGUUUUGUCACUCUUGGAGCAAAUUUCGGACCCUUUGAAUAUGGCUACAACAGUGAUUAUUAUCGAACGAAAAAAUCAGCAAAUAUUGGAGUCAUUAUUGGAGCAACAGUAGGUGGAUUUAUACUUCUAGUACUACUAGUUAUUACUGGAAUGUAUGCUAUUCGUCAGAGGAAGAGAGCUAAAAGGGCGACUCAACUAAAUGAUCCAUUUGCAUCUUGGGAUCUGAAUGACACUACUAGCCGUCCUCAUAUCAAUGGUGUGAGAUGUUUCUCCUUUGAAGAGCUAAAGAAAUGUACCAACAAUUUUUCAAACACCAACAUUCUAGGAUCUGGGGGUUAUGGACAGGUCUACAAAGGAAGGCUUGAAACAGGGUUAAUAGUUGCAAUUAAAAGAGCUAAGCAGGGAUCGUUGCAGGGUUUAAAUGAGUUUAAAAGUGAGAUCGAACUCCUAUCAAGGCUUCAUCAUAGAAAUGUUUUAAGUCUUGUGGGUUUCUGCUAUGAGCAAGGAGAACAGAUGCUGGUCUAUGAAUUCAUUCAGAAUGGUACUUUAAAAGAUAGUCUCUCAGGAAAAUCAGGAAUCCAGUUAAGUUGGAUAUGGAGACUGAGAAUAGCCCUUGAUGCAGCAAGAGGUUUGGCAUAUUUGCAUGAGCUUGCAAAUCCAACAAUCAUACACAGGGACAUCAAAUCAAAUAACAUUCUACUUGAUGAUCACUUAAUUGCAAAAGUUGCUGAUUUUGGUCUAUCGAAGACUUUGGAUGGCAGUGAAAAAAACCAAAUUAUUACGGACGUCAAAGGAACCCCAGGCUACUUGGAUCCCGAAUAUUUCAAGACACUGCAGUUAACGAAAAAGAGCGAUGUUUAUAGCUUAGGAGUGGUAAUGGCAGAGUUAAUAACUGGGCGAAGUCCAAUUGAAAGAGGGAGUUACAUUGUGAGUGAGUUGAAGAUGGCAAUGGAUAGGACAAAGAAUUUAUAUAACCUCCAUGAAAUGCUUGAUCCUGCCAUCAGUGAGGACACAACAUUAAUCGGUUUUGAGAAUUUUGUUGAUCUGGCUAUGAUGUGUGUUGAAGAAUUUGGAGACAAAAGGCCCACAAUGAGUGAGGUAGUCAGAGUGAUUGAACGCAUCCUACAGCUAGCUGACUCUGAUGAUCUCCAAUCUGAACCAUCAGUCUUUUCUAUUAGUUUCAAAUAACCUGGAUAAUUUGAACAUUAAGAUUCUUUUUUAUUGAAAGUAGAUAAUCAGUACUAGCUCUUUAUUUUUUCUGUCA
Messenger RNA from Mangifera indica (mango), 3057 nucleotides. Its product is annotated as leucine-rich repeat receptor protein kinase HPCA1-like. Bases 279 to 2981 code for a protein of 900 amino acids. The record is from RefSeq and is a predicted model, not a curated record. Gene Ontology annotation, molecular function: protein binding; ATP binding; protein kinase activity. The transcript has 19 exons. Gene Ontology annotation, biological process: protein phosphorylation. Lineage: Eukaryota; Viridiplantae; Streptophyta; Magnoliopsida; Sapindales; Anacardiaceae.